Messenger RNA from Moneuplotes crassus, 728 nucleotides. Lineage: Eukaryota; Ciliophora; Spirotrichea; Euplotida; Euplotidae. The record is from the annotation of a GenBank genome assembly.
AUGGAAGCAUCAGAAGAAAGAUUCGAUUUCUUAAAGAUGAUUGAGCUUGCUAACACAAUCUCUGAGAGCUGCGGCAGCAUUAGUAUCGAAAUCUUCUGAGAGUAUUGUGAAUGUAAUGUCCUCAUGCUCAAAAAGAUGGGAAAGUUAGCUGAAUUAGGCUUCUCUGAUAUCAUUACUAAAUGUAAAAUCAUAAAGGAAAAUAGAGAGAAAUGGAUCGAGAAAGGUGAAGAAGUCAAGACAGUUGAGCAAAUCUUUGAGGUCGAAAUUUCUAAUGGUCUUGGAAAAGCUACUGGAAGUAACAACAAUAAAUUAGGGUUCGAUAAAAAAUCUGAAUUCUAUAAACAUAUUGGAUCUUGUAGAAGCAUUGAGAGAUUACUCAGAUUUAUGCUACUCAUGCAAAGAAUUAUUGAGAAUCUGUAUAACGACAAAGAGGAGAAAGUCUCUACAGCUGUUCGCAAAGCAUAUGACCAAGAACUCUCAAGAUAUCAUAGCUUUUUUGUUAGAAAUACAGCAAAAGGAAUAUUUUACAUGCUUCCUAAUAGAGAUAAAUUUUUAAGAAGCAUUACUGAUGACUAUACUCAAUUUCCGGAAGACGAAAUGGAGGGACACAUGAAAACACUGAUUGACACUUCUGAAGUAAUCACCUCAUACAUAAUUAACUUUAUGAAGGAGCAUGACCAUUUCGAGUUACCAUAAAGAGAGUUUGAGCCUUACCAAGACAACGUAUU